Arctia plantaginis is the source of this 624-nucleotide messenger RNA. Lineage: Eukaryota; Metazoa; Arthropoda; Insecta; Lepidoptera; Erebidae. The record is from the annotation of a GenBank genome assembly.
AUGGAAUUCAUAUCCAAGCAAUAUGAAGAAAUGAAGAAUAAGUUCUCGAAAAUGGAAACUGAACGUCGUGAACACUUAGCAUACAUCCAAAUGCUGGAAGGAAAAAUAGAAAAUUUAGAGAAAUGUCAAAAGCAAACCUGUAUUGAGAUACGAAACGUCCCAGUUCCGAAAUCGGAAUCAAAAGAGGAUUUAAUAUGCAUAGUACAGAAAGUAUGCAACACCACCAAUACCCAUAUUGAAGAACAUCACAUAAAAGACAUAUUUCGUCUAAACGCCGACAAAGGCGGAAUGAAAUCUAUUAUCAUCGAUUUCUAUUCUGUGAUAAUGAAGGAAAGACUGUUAUCCUCCAUUAAAUCGUUUAAUCGGAUUAAUAACCAGAACAAAUUAAACACAACACAUCUUGAAAUGGCAGGGCAGCCUAAACCGAUAUUUGUCUCUGAAUGCCUUACACAGAAAACAAAAAGAACUUUCUAUCUAGCUCGUGAGUACUGUAAGAAGAACGGUUAUGAAUUCUGCUGGACUGCUCACGGAAGAGUCUAUCUCCGUAAGGGAACGGGCGCUCGCGCACAUCGAAUUGAGUCGGCAAGUGAUUUGGAUCGACUGGAUACCCAUCAGGAUUCGUGA